AUGCCAAUGCGACUACCAGGGCUGAGCGCCGUGCGCGCUCCGUCAACACUCCUCCUUUCCUUCCUCCGACCAUUUUCGUCCACAGCCGCCGUCGCCCAGCCGCCGCGGGAGCCGCACCCUCAACCGCCAACCCGGUCAUCGACGCCAUCAUCAACGAGCCGACUCCAAUCCAUCAACAAAGACCGCAUGUCCGUCGGAGGCGGAGCCAAUGGGCGGAGCGCCGGCGCCAGCUCCAUGCACCGUAUCGGCCAGGCCUACAGGGACCGGGCGGCUGCCGGCCUCCUUGUGAAGCAGGAGCAGAUUGACUACCUCAAGAGUCGCAAGGUGUCGAACGACUACCUCAGGCAGAUGCCCCGUCGAUGGUUGCCUGGUGAUGUGUACUCGCCACACGAUCUGAGCCCGCGCGAGAUGGACAAGUGGCGUCGAAGAAACCGGCGUGAGGCUGAUGUUGUGGACAUUCUCGGUCUUCGCCCAUUAGACAUGUACAAGAACUUCUCUCUCAUCCAAGAAUUUACGACUAGCUCCGGACAGGUCAAACACUCCAAGGAGACUGCUCUGCGACCCGUCAACCAGCGCAAGGUUGCCAAGAUGAUUCGCAGAAUCCAAGGCAUGGGCCUCUACCCCACUAUCCACGACCACCCAGAACUCAUUCGCUCGGAUUUCUACCCUUCUGAGCAGCGCAGGGGUUAA
This is a messenger RNA of Cordyceps militaris CM01, 690 nucleotides long. Its product is annotated as 37S ribosomal protein S18. Bases 1 to 690 code for a protein of 229 amino acids. Gene Ontology annotation, cellular component: ribosome. Gene Ontology annotation, biological process: translation. The record is from RefSeq and is a predicted model, not a curated record. NCBI's taxonomy places the organism in Eukaryota, Fungi, Ascomycota, Sordariomycetes, Hypocreales, Cordycipitaceae. The transcript is spliced from 2 exons. Gene Ontology annotation, molecular function: structural constituent of ribosome.